Molecule: messenger RNA, 915 nt
Organism: Gossypium raimondii (Peruvian cotton)
Lineage: Eukaryota; Viridiplantae; Streptophyta; Magnoliopsida; Malvales; Malvaceae
Exons: 2
Coding region: 1-915 (304 amino acids)
Molecular function (GO): nucleic acid binding; RNA-DNA hybrid ribonuclease activity
Source: RefSeq, a predicted model, not a curated record
AUGACUCUCACUGAUGAAUUCGUGCUGGAACGUGGUUUGCGUCAGGGGGACCCGUUAUCUCCUUACCUGUUUCUCUUUUGUAUUGAGGCUUUUUCUCGGUUACUUUGUGAUGCUCAGGCUGAUUGUAGUGUUCGUGGCAUUAGAGCCAGUCAGAAUGGGCCUAGAAUUAACCACUUUUUUUUCGCUGAUGAUGCCUUACUUUUUGUUAGAAAUAAGGAGGAGAUUGAUACGGUUCUGGAGAUCCUUAGACUUUUUGAAGAUGCUUCGGGGUGCCCCCGCUGUAAGGUUGAGAAUGAAACUGUGCUCCAUGCUUUGAGAGACUGCCCAAGAGCGUGGGAAGUCCUCGUUGGUUGGGGUUUUGACAAUAGGAUGAUGGUGAAACAGUUUAAUUCCUGCAUUGAUCGGCUUGAAGAUCCCAUGCGCACCUUGGAUAAAAAAGCUCUUGAAGAUCUCUUCGUUGUGCUGUGGAACAUAUGGAACUCUCGCAAUAAUUUUGUUUUUAGAGGUAAAGAAGAGGAGGCUCGCACUUUUUGGGAAAAAGCGCAGGAAGGUUUCUUUAAAAUCAAUGUCGAUGUUGCAGUGAAUAAUUUCGGGACGGGGUCGGGCAUUAUUAUUAGAGACUCGGAUGGUUUUGUCUUAAAGGGUAGAGGUAUUUUUAAAGAAAGAGCAGUUAACUCGGAAUGGGCUGAGUUGAAUGCACUAUUUGAAGGUAUUGGCCUUGCUCGAUGCCUUAAUCUCAACAAGGGUAAUUUGGAGAUGGACUGCGCAAGUAUUGUCCAUAGAGUUCGAAAGGCACGGGCUGAAAUUACAAUUUUUGGGCACCGGAUUAAGGAGACUCAGAGCAUGCUUGAUUCUUUUAAUGAGGUUGAUAUUAGAUGGAUCGACAAGUGCUGUAAUAGAGUAUUGGUCACUUAA